AUGCAGAAGGUUGCAAAUCCGGUUCCUAGAGUAGUUCAUCCUGAUUGGUUGCAUAAGAAGGUUCAUGAAAAGGAGGACAAAUUGCGCCAACGGAAACUGGUCGAUAUAUUCAGUUCGUCAAACAAGGAAGGUCGAAUGCAGCUGAGAACUGAUGCUAAUGCCCCUAACCAUGCAACUGCUGAACAGAGUAUUGAAGAUAUGGAAGACUUCAGGAAAAAAGGAAGGACUUCUGUUGUUGGACCUAGACCUAUCGUUCGGUGUUGUUGGAGUCAAUAA
Ilex paraguariensis (yerba mate) is the source of this 276-nucleotide messenger RNA. Lineage: Eukaryota; Viridiplantae; Streptophyta; Magnoliopsida; Aquifoliales; Aquifoliaceae. The record is from the annotation of a GenBank genome assembly.